AUGGAGGAGGAGCUCCAGGAGGUACGAGACAACUUCUAUGUAGGCAAUUUCAACAAGGCCAUGCAGAUGUGCGAGUCCGCGCACGGUUCCAGCGAGCUAACACAAAGUGAGCUUGGUGCUACUCUGGCUCGCUGCUGCCUUGCAAUUCCGCAGAUCGAAAGACUGAAGGCCAUGCAGAACUCCGAGAUUCCUGGCCAACGCGCCGCGGCUUUGCUGGCGGUGAUUACCAAGUCCAGAAACGAGGCCCAGGUCAAAUCGGCCAAGGAGCGCCUAGCCGCUCUGGCGAAGGAGACGCAGGACAUGAGCUGCGCAAUGCUCAAUGCCAUGGUCCUGGCCAUGGACGGCAGCUGGAAUGAAGCGGCGCAGAUGACCAAGGCGCACCCAGUGCUGGAAAUGCAGGUGCUGACAAUUCUCCUGGCCCUCAGUUGUAACCAGGUAGCAAUGGCUGAGAAGCUGCUGAAGGAUGCAUCUGGAAACAACGACGAUUCAGCUGCUUUCAGGCUGGCAGCAGCGGCUGUGAAACUGGCAACAGGCGAUCCGGAGGAAGCGUACUUGACAUAUUGCGACCUCUGCUCACAGUUCCCAGCUGUGGAGGGUGAUGACUCUGGUUCUGGGUCCGUGCUGCUGCAGACCGGCAAGGCAUUGGCCAACAUGCAGCGCGGUAUGUUCUCCGAGGCAGUGGAGGACCUGCAGAGAGCGCUGGCAGCAUCACCAAACGACCCAGAUGUGCUGGUCAACAUGUGCUGCUGCAUGACCCACUUGGGGAAGAAGGACGAAUUCCAGCAAUAUUUCGCCAAGCUGGAGCAGGCAGCUCCGAACAAUGACUAUGUCCUGAAAACGCAGGGAAUGGCCAACGCGUUCACGCGCUUCAAGGCUUCGCUUGAGGCCUGA
Symbiodinium natans is the source of this 891-nucleotide messenger RNA. NCBI's taxonomy places the organism in Eukaryota, Dinophyceae, Suessiales, Symbiodiniaceae. The record is from the annotation of a GenBank genome assembly.